Messenger RNA from Suillus bovinus, 1587 nucleotides. RefSeq names its product DnaJ-domain-containing protein. Gene Ontology annotation, cellular component: cytoplasm. The coding region runs from base 1 to 1587 and encodes 528 amino acids. NCBI's taxonomy places the organism in Eukaryota, Fungi, Basidiomycota, Agaricomycetes, Boletales, Suillaceae. The record is from RefSeq and is a predicted model, not a curated record. The transcript has 8 exons. Gene Ontology annotation, molecular function: zinc ion binding; nucleic acid binding.
AUGGGUGCACGCGAAUCCACCGGCCGUAACACUGAAUCCGAAGAUGCAGUCCCCGACUACUAUGAGUUGCUAGGUAUCGAGGAAUCGGCAAACGGCGACGAGAUCAAGAAAGCCUUUCGAAAAUUAGCCCUUGUUCAUCAUCCCGACAAGAAUAAAGAUGAUGUCGAAGGUGCUACCAAAAGAUUUGCUGCUAUCCAGCAAGCGUAUGAGGUAUUGAGUGAUGAACAGGAAAGAGCCUGGUAUGACUCUCACAAAGCAUCUCUAGCACCAGAACCUGAUGCAGAAGCCGUCUUCGAUGAUAUUCGAAAAGGUGCUCCGCCUCCCCGUGCCCGCGACAGAGGCCUGACCGUCAGACAUCUCGCUCAAUUUUUUGAUGCGACCAUCUGGUCAGACUUUGAUGACAGCGAAAAUAGUUUCUUCACAAUUUAUCGCAAUCUCUUUACACGCUUGGCACAGGAGGAGAAUCUCAUCUCCCAGAUCGAGUAUCCCAGCUUUGGACAUGCCUCCUGGCCUUGGUCCACACCUAAAUCAAUGGAUGCACCUGCUGCACGCAAUUUCUAUAAUGCGUGGAUUAACUUUGUGACUCUCAAGGAUUUUGUAUGGAUGGAACAGUGGAACCUUGCGGAGGCGCCCGAUCGCCGAGCACGACGACUCAUGGAGAGAGACAACAAAAAGGCCAGGGAUGAGGCACGAAAAGACUAUAAUGAGACUAUCAGACAACUGGCUACUUUCAUUCGCAAGCGCGACCCGCGAUACAAGGCUCAUCUCGCUGUACAAUCUCAAGCCAACAAAAUCUUAUCCGAAGCUAAAGUCCCCACAUCCGGGUCCUCUAUACCACGCCCCCAGCCCGUUAAACCUUAUGUAGAGCAAGCCUGGCAAAGAGCAGGCGGUAUAGAUCAUGAUGCUGAUGCUGACCUUGAGUGGGCGGCAGGUGAAGGUAACACAGAGGAAUGGGAGUGUGUCGCAUGCGGGAAGACGUUUCGCAGCGAAGCUGCAUGGGACAGCCACGAACGUAGCAAGAAGCACAUGCGUGAGAUCGAGAGACUGAAAAGAGAGAUGUGGCAAGAGGAGGAAGCACUCGGGCAUGGUCUAGAGGAGGGAGAAAGCGACGAGAAUGAGGUGGAUGGAGACUUCGAUAGCAAGUUCAUUCCUCCACCUUUACCAUCGCCACCAGAACUGGUACGAGUCGAAAACGAAGAUGCUGAUGAAGCCGGUUCACCCACAGAGGAACUCCCCGCUGAGGAUGACCAACUGGCGCACAAAAAAGGUAAAAAGCACAAGCUCAAGCCCAAAGCAAGACCAUCAAGCGAUGCGCCACCAUCCACUACCACACCACCAGAAAACAAGGAUGAUUUUCAGAAUGUCAUGUCUUCCCAAUCUGAGCUUUCAAAGCGGGAAAAGCGGAAGCUCCGAGAAGCGAAGAAAGCUGCCAAUAUUGUCGAGGCAAAGCACAGCAUGGUUUGCAACGUGUGCAAAUCACCCUUUGAGAGUCGUACGAGGCUAUUUACACACAUCCGCGAAACAGGACACGCGCUUGCUGACUCCGAAGAGCCGGCGCGGGGGAAGAGAGGGCGCAAGGGGCGAUAA